Molecule: messenger RNA, 8619 nt
Organism: Penicillium olsonii
Lineage: Eukaryota; Fungi; Ascomycota; Eurotiomycetes; Eurotiales; Aspergillaceae
Source: the annotation of a GenBank genome assembly
AUGGCGGGAUACCUUCCGGUCAAGCCAAAUCCCCUUGGCUGGGGAUCCAUGAAAUCACAUUGGUGGCAGUUUGUCUUCAUUGGAGUCUUAUUGCUCACCAUCGCGAUUGGCUCGGCCUCCAUUAUAUACUCUGGAACGAGAAGAUUAAUCAAAUACUACAAGUCGAGACCGCUACCGGACGUUGUAUCUUCGAGCGUCUCCAACCGCCUUACCACGCUAUCGAACCGUGAGCUGAAUCUAGUCAACCUCCCUCUGCGCAAAGGCAAACCCGCGAAUUUUGGAGUGUACCUGGGAAGCUUCGAAAACCCACCCACUGCUUCGCAGGAAAGACUUCUGCAAGAAUGGGAUGUCUUGAUUGUGGAUCCCCUCCAAACCGGUGUUGCCAAAGCUAUCUCGAGGCAUCAGCCCAGCCAAUUCCUGGGCCGCGUGGAUUUUGCGAAACUUGUGUCGCCCAAAGAAUCUCCAUUGAGGGUCGUUGAGAAGGUUGAAGAGCUGCUCGCAAGCUGCUUCAACGAAACGGCCUUCGCUGGUAUCUUGUUUGCUAACUGGGAGGAUGUACUUCGUCCGACCGCUCGGAGAAAGCUAUUCGAGGCAAUCACCAGCCUCGGCUUGGCGGUUUAUCUCGAGACAGAGGGCCCAACUUUCUUGAAAGACCGAAAGGCCGUUCAAAGCGACGCUGUGGCUGGUCUGGUCAUUCGCAAUGCCAGCAUCAUGGCCCAGGGCGAGAAACGUGAUUAUUUCCAAAUGAGCGAGCUGCAGGCGACCAUCAAGGCCUUUGUGUCUGAAUCGUGUAUGAGGGACUUUGUGGUUAUGGCUUGGGAGACUGUGGACGAUGAAGUAACCAUUCCCAAUGCCAUCGUCCGUCGAUCUAUUCAGUGGUGCGGUUUCUACAGCGCCAUCACAUGGAUUGGCCCCGAAUCUGCUCUUCACAAUGCCGAUGCCAAUGUCUCGACUCUCGAGCCUCUUCCUGCUUUCGGUUGGCUAAAGGAGGCAGAGAUGAUGAAAGCCCACGACACUUGGCGCGCCAACCUGAACAUCAUGCCUUCUCCGGAUGCCAACGAUGGCUGGGAAGUUCUCAAGCCGCUCUUCCCUGCCGUUGACGCCUUACUCGAGUCCUCUGAAUUCGAGUCCAAGGCGCCCGAUAGUCCCAAUGCACGACUCCGUGAUCCCCCAGAGUGGGUUGCACAGGUCAAAUCUCAAGGCAGUCCACUCUCGAUCUCGAUGUCCGGAUUGGCCUAUAACUCCCUCGGUUGUUUCCCUCUCGGAUCUGACGCCACGCCACUGGCUUUCGCAGAAAUCGUCCAAUCUCAGCAACGUCUCAAGUCGCUCAAUCUGCUUCACCCUGUUCCAACGACGAAGAUUCAGAGCAUCGGAUCUCUUUUGCGACAAUUCUAUGACUCUUUGGAUCUCUCUCGGGAUGAAAACCAUCUGUCGAGCACAAUUAGGGAGCUCGCUCACUGGGCAUCCAACGACAUGGUACACGUGAACCUCGCGCUCGAUUCUGGUCUCCGUAAAAGCUCUGAUGUCCGUUUCUGGUCUGUUUUCGAAAUGGAGAGCGAUAGCAUCGAGAUCUAUGUCUCCAAGAAUGCGCAAGGUCUGGCUGGAACGAUUCUCCACACUUUCCUCUCAGCCAAAGGAUUCCCUCGCCAUGUUUGCUUUGAUGCGGAAGCUACCUUCGCAACUUGGUCGCAGGAUGUUUCCCCCGAAACUGGUCUGCCUCGUCGCCUGAUCCAGGAUAUCGACUGCCUGAGCCCCGAGGAGCGUCUGUUGCUCUUGCAGCAUUUGUCUCUUACUGACGUCCACAGUGAUCUGUCUGACUCUCUCUGCGCAUACAUUCACAAACAACUCGUGGAUGCUCCUUCGUUCUCUCAGUUGAAGGCGCUGAACACAGUUGGGUAUCUCGGACAGACCACUUCUCCGGAGGAAUUGAUUCGAUCACGGAUCGAAUGGUAUUUGGAGCAAGGAUGCAAGCACCCCUCUCUCGACGUUUCUCUCAGUCUCUUCCACCAAGCCGACCACGUUCUCUCCGAUGUCCUGAGAUACCGCCGGGAAGAAGAUCUCGCUGCUAUCACUCGAGGCCUUUGCUCUCUUAUCCAGGGCGGCUCUGUUGACGCCUAUGUGGAUAUGAUGGCACUUGCGCUAUUUUGCGCUGCGAGAAAGGGUGCCUUCGAUGAGAUCUACGCUGAAGUCACGGAUCGAAACCCCCUGUUCAACAAUCACUCGGAUCAAGCCGCCGCUUUUGCCGAGUCUUUCGCCCUUGGAUCGCGCUGUGAAGCAUACUUUGAUGUCUCUCCGAGUGUUUUUGGAAAGUUGCUCUCUGAUCGAUUCCGCGCUUACUACGGAGACCACCAGCCCCCCAACUGGGCCAAUGGUGCUCCUCAGCUUGCUACAUCUUAUGCAGGAGCGCAGAUUGAUGUCAACCCUGAUGAACAGCCCAAGACCAUGCGUGGCUACCAGCGUUUUACCUUCCUCAGUGUCUUCGCCAUUCCGGCUUUGAUCGAUAUUAUUCUUCUCACCAUGAUUGGUCGUGGUCUUUAUCUCUCUGCUGCGAUGUCUUACGAAGAACAGGACAGUGCCACCAUGGCGCUGAUGAUCUCCUUGCUUCUCUCUGGUGCAAUUGGUACUUGGAUUGCGUGCGGUGGCCCCUACUACCUCAUCUCGAUGGCUUUUGCAGCCGCGAACAUGUUUGUUCUCAUCCGCCUGUUUGCCGGUAUUGCUUUCACAAUGGCCAGUGGCUUGAUUGGAUUUGUGGCUAUCUCUGGUGUCCGUGGUCCUAAAGCUGGUAUCGUCUUUUACCUAUACCUGGUUGCUCUGACGAUCUAUUUCUCGACAUUCGCUUCUCUUGCAAGCUUCAGUUAUCCCGGUUCAAGCUUUUUGUCCGGUCGCAAGCCAAUCAUUUACUGUAUCCCCAUUCUUUUCGUCUCGCCUAUCCUCACCACUUUCACUGGACAUGACUCGAUUGUCUACCUUGCUAUUAUCUACGUCUUCAUCGGUGUGCUCUUGCUUUGCCUGCGCGACGUUACCUCCAAGUGGGUUACCUGGUACCAGAACAUCCGACGCACCGAUGAUACUGAGAUUCGCAAAUGGUACAUUUCCGCUCAUGGAAACGAUGACGAGAAGGUGUUCGCUGGAUUAAGUGACCCCGCUGCCCUCAAACUUGCAAGAGAAGCCCUAUCGAAAGAGGUCAUGGCUGAGACCAACCGUGGUAUGUUUUCAAAACCAUCCAAAGAUAAGUUGGUUGUCGAGCUCUCCCGAGACUGGGAGUCUACCAACUUCCUGCUUGAUUGGUAUUGUCGCUAUGCAGAUGUUCCUCGUCCUAUUGCAUUCAGCUCUGGCUGGAACAUCCAGACAAAGGUCGCCCUCGACACUCUGCGUAACUCCCAGAAAGGUCUCCGUCUACACAACGCUUUUGUUCACUGGCGCCAGUCAAGCAAGGAAAUUGGCUGUGGUGUUCUAUACUUUGUAAUCGCUCUUCUGGACAAAUGGAUUCAGCUGCUGAGUGGUGACCGCAAUCUGAUUUGGAACGCUGCUAUUACCGACGCCAAUCGAUUGGCUGUGGGCUUCGCCCUCGCCUACUACCUGAUUGGAGCUGUGCUUAUUGACACGAAGGCCCAAGAGCUGCACGAUGCUCUUGGGAGUAAGACACCAACCACUGUCAAGUCUGCCAAGGACAUCCGUCUGGCUCUGAAGAAAGAAGUCCAUCUUCGUCGCAAGGUUUACUGGCGGGUUCUCCUGAGAUUCCUCUUAUGGCACGUGUGGAGUCUGGCCCUCGCCACUGCUCUGAUCUGGUCAUUCCAAGAGUCGCGCGAUGGCUUCAUCAUUUUCUUCUGCUACAUUUUGGCCUACAGCGGCUUGAUCUGGUAUCAAUAUACAAAGAUCUUCACCGGUCCCCAUGCUCUCAAGCCUCUCAUCACGGGUAUUUGCGUUGGAUUGCCAGUCGGAAUUGCACUCAAAGUCACCCAGCCUGGAUGGCCGUACUCAUCGAUCAUUGGUCUUGGAGCUGCCACCUGGAUUGUUGCCAUCCUGUCAUUCUGGAAUGCCAAGAUGGGUAUGCCAAAGAAGGUAGACUCCCCCGUUGAACUUGGGAGGACCUUCCAUGCAUUCACCACCCCAUGGUCAGACCCCGAGUGGUCUCAGCAAGAACUCCAAACUUUCUUCGAAAACUACUCGCUGCUCCCUAGUGAUUCAAGGUUCAGAUUGAGCCCUGCGGUUCAUCCUGGUGUUGAGAUUAAGAGCGCCAUGCUGUCUCGCAGAGAAGAGCUCAGGAUCGAAGAAGCUUUCCCAUUCUCGAAGAACAUCGUGAACUCCGCCAUUUCAUCUUGGGAAAAGGGUGAUGUUAUCAUUGAACUUGUCUCUCCUGGAUCCUUGGGUCCUGGGAUUCGUGCUCUGAGCUGCAGCACCGGCAGCCAAUUGAAGUUGGCCAUCACCGUGGGAGGUCUUCUGGACGAGCGUCUCGAUAUUAGCGCAAACUGCCAAGUUAUCGCUGAGACCCUGCUUCAUGCUGUCACUGAGCUGAUGAUGGGGGUCCCUCAUGAAUACGCUUCUCUCGCAGGAUCGAUUGUCUCGGGUGGUGUCACCCACACGAUGGCUCGACAGCUUCGUGAGGAAGCCAAUACCACCACCGUCGUCCGAUGGGCCAAGAAAGAACUUCUCCGUCAGUUGUGUCUCGGAUUCGAGGCAGAUCUUCACUGGGACAAGCUCCCGAGCGAAGUCCGGGAUGUGUUGCUGAAGCGUUGCUUGGGACAACAGUGCAGUCUUUCGAACAGCCAACGACAGUGGCUUCAGCGCAACCUUUGCAACUUUGAUACCGAUGACCUUGACAUUCACGUCGCUCGCUGCAACCUCGGCGCUGCUACUGCGAUUAGUGUUUUGGACUACGCUCAUUGGGGAACUGGUGAAGCCGCUCUCCCUAAAGAGCCUGAGACGUCGAAGUACAUCUCUUAUGUCCCCCGCAAGCUUCCAAUUGCUUUGUCGAUGAUCAGGUCCCCAGCCAGUUACAUCUAUCACACGCUGGGAACUAUGGUGAAAUUCUUCGUCGUGGCUUUGGUCGCAGAUCCGGAAUUCCAGCGAGAAUUCAAUCAUGUCACUCAGGACCUCCCAUCGGCGAUCCGGGUGCCCACUGUCUUCGUGAUGAACAUGAUCUGGGUUUACUCCAAGAUCAUGCAGGAUUUCUUCUUGUCGUUCUUCUUGUUCCACGGUCGCCAGAACGUCAAGCGUCUGUGGGAAGAAACCAAAGGAAUGACGAUUCACAUCAAGAAAAGCCGAGUCAUCGUUCAGAGUCUGGAUGGUACCUUCACAGCUUUUAGACAUCAUGAAAUUGAUGGUGGUUUCAAGAUCUACCACUAUGCCGGUGAGCACAAGACCGAGCCCAAGGAGGUCAAGUCUCUUAAGUAUGUCAGCACCUACUCGGGUGAAAUGCUGCUUCUCGUCAAGCAGGAGUUCAAGGACGGAAAGGUCACCAACGAAUACCACUACGACUAUGCUUCUCCAGGCAAGAAGGGCUUCAAGCUCGGCAAGAAAUCAUCUUCUCGCAUCCCCUUGGGACGUCGUUGCGUGUCAGGAUCAAACCACCUCCAAAGCGUUCAGUACAACCGCAAGGGUCUCAUUGAAUCCGGUUCGUACAUGAAGGACGGCAAUCUCAUUCGCUUCAAGUACCACUAUCGCAAGAACCCUCGCUUCGGUGAUGAACUGUUGCGUGCCGAGUUCGUAUUGUCUCACAUCAGUUGCACAGUAUCUUGGUGUGCAGCUCCACGUCGUCACCCGGAGAAGGUUGAGCGUUGGAUUCCUCAUUCCAAGGUCACGGAAGCCAGUUUCGUUCAAGGAGCCGAUGUUUACGAGAGCCGCUGGCUUUACGAUCACAAGUUCCAUCCCACGAUCUUCACCACUAUCAACGGACAGAAGAUCCAGACCCCGCCUAUGAUUGAGCAUGAUUACCUCGGUGUCCUGGCCAAACCCAAGUACACCAGCUUUGUGCAUGACAAUCCCUUCUUCUACUGCGACAGCCUCCAAUCGAAUCUCCUUACCCGAACCCUGGGAUUGACUAAGAAGCGGUUCGUGGUCUCGACUUCCCGUGCUCGCUCGUUGAUGUGGAAGGCAUGGAAGGAUCGUGUGGACUUCGAUGCCAUUAUUGUUCGCUGGAUGGAUGAUCGCAUUCUGCGCAGAGACAAGGUUCUCACUCCUUACUGGCGCAGCCGUGACUGGGGCAAUCUUGGAUCUGCAAAGAAGUACAUGGAUCUUCGAGCUGAUGCGAUCAUGGCCAGUGCCGAUUUGGACGACAAUAUUUCCUCCUGGACUCCCUUGGCUGUGAAGAUUACUGACUUGCUCAAUUUUGGACCUGGUGGUGACGCUGUUGUCAACACUCGCUCAAAGAACUUCGGUACUGAUACUGACAAGACGCUCCAUGUCAUGGCAGCCGACAAUGGUACUUGGCCUAACGAAGGUGGUGGUGUCUCUGCCUGUCGUCGUGAUAUGAUCAACUCCCUGCGGACCAUCAAGUGGCACAUGAUUUGCGAGUCGGCCAACGACUUUGGUGUUCCUAAGCAUCAAACUGAACAGAACAUCCAGUCUCUCAAACUCAUCCCCCUGUGGGGUAUGGACUUCUUGACGCCGACUCACGGUCUCUUCCAUAACAAACUGGAUGCCGAGGUUGACAACGUUACUUCUGCGAGCGAGUUCGACAUCAAGAUGAACUUCAUUCCGAUUCUUACUGCUCUUGUCAAGGGUGCACGCGCGGUUCAUUUGUCCAAGUCCGAUAUUCACCAAGCAACCCGCGCCCUGGUCAACCUGAACACAUACUUCCAGGAAUCCCGUCACUGGACUCAAGUCUGGAACAGUGAUAUGGUGAAGCAGAGUUGGCGUGAUCUGUGGCUUACCCAGGAGAUGUCCAACACGAUCCCUUCGUCCGAAUGGUUCGACACCGAGCUUCCCACCCUGGCAGCCCUUGAUGUGGCUCUGGAGCUAUGGUACCGAUACCUGUUCAUCUUCUCGAUUCCGGUCCCUGAGAAGAUUCCUUCGACUUUCCAAGCCUCGCACCACAGUGUCAGUGCCUCUUACGGUGUUGUUUGCAAGAUCAAGCGCAACUGUACUCUCCAGAUUUGGGACCACGCCAUCAGUUGGCGCGAGACCAAUCUGUGUUUGUCGUCUGCUCUUUGCAAGCUUUCGCCCUUCGUUCGAAACGCUCUUCUUGGAUUGAUGCGUAUCACCUCCGUCUUGACUCUGCAUCAUGCCGAUAUUAUCCUCCCUUGUGCCGAUUUCUUCAAUCCCCGUUGGGAAGUCGAGAUUGGUACCAGCCAGGGAGCUAUUGAGCAUCGCAACACAUUCCGCCGAAAGAUCGAUCCUGUCGUCAACGGUAUCACCGACAUGCAGAAGUUCGCCCCCGUUAAGGAGAUCAAGUCUGAGCGUCCCACCGUGACUAUGUUGUCUCAUGUGUGGUACGCCAAGGACAUCAAGACUGCUCUCCUGGCAGCGGAUAUCAUCAUCAACCAGUGGAAGUUUGACGAGUACCACCUUGACAUCUACGGUGCUAUUGACAAAGCCCCUACAUACUCAACUGAGUGUCAAGAAAUCAUCGCAUCAAAGGGUCUUCGCGGCAAAGUCACACUCUGUGGAACUGCAGACCCCAUGAAGGUUCUGGAGAAUACAUGGCUCUUCUUGAACUCGUCUCUGUCCGAGGGUCUCCCACUCGCUCUGGGAGAAGCUGCUCUCACUGGUGCGCCGGUCGUCUGCACAGACGUGGGUGCCUCACUAAGAGUUCUGAGUGAUCCAGAUGAUUUCUCCCGCUUCAGUGCUGUCGUAGCCCCCAAUGAUGCUCUUGCUCUUGCCAAGGCUCAAAUCGGCAUGCUUGCGAUGUUGGGUGAAUGGAGCAAGCACAGCGAAGACACAUCGCCUGCGCCAGUCCUCACUUCCGCUCCCACUGCAGAAGAGGUAGCAGCAAUCACUCGUCGCAUGUACGAGAAGAGCGAACACCGUCGCAAACUCGGCAUGAUGACUCGCAAGAUUGUGCAAAAGUCAUUCAGUGGCGACCGAUACCUCCGUGAGCACGAGCAGAUGCUCUGGAUUGGCAAGUCUGCCAAGAUGAUGGCCAGUCGCGCAGCAGGCGAUCCAAUCGAGCCCGAGGACGUGGCAGCCGCUAUCGAGACCGGCGUCGACGAGGAGAUUAUCACGAUCCCCCGUGGCGCAGUGCACUCGUGGCGUUCCUCUGCCCAAUCCGGUAUCUCGACACUUUACAGCUCUGCGUCUCAGAUGCCCGGUCGUGGUGGCUACCACCGUCCUAUGUCGGAUGCUUCUUUCAUGAGCAUGAGCAACAUCUCUACGGAUACCGAGUCCUUCGCUCGCUUGCCUGUCUUCGCCCCGAGACAGUCUAUGAUGUCCAUCAGUAGCUCUCCGGGCAACAAAUCGCCCAUGUGGACUUCGAACCAGAGACUUUCUACCCUCAGUCCCCGUCCACACAAUCACUCCCGCGCUAAUUCCUACGCACGCUCAGUCUCGACCGCUGGUCGGGAACAGCUGCGGGGUCUACAACGUGAGGACUUCGCUCCAUACCGCAAUUCGGAUGUCAGCCUUGCCAACAGAGAAGACUUCAUGAAGGCUGGCGGGCUGACUCCCCGUGGUGAGGAGUAA